CUAUUGUUUUAUUUUUCUCUAAGCGUUCGUAGGGCGUGUCUUGCUCAUUCGAAAUUUAAAUUGCGGAAAACCCUGGUCAUUGGUUAGGCGUCUUAUGACGCAAGCGCAGUACAGCAUAACCAACAUAACCAACUCUAUCGUCAAUAUUCCUAGGAAGACAUUUCGAGUUGCGCGACUGUUUAUUUUAGUUGUCAAUACGAGUUAGAGGUUACUUCGAUACAGGAUGGUUUCAUCUGCAAAACUACGCUUUCCCGUGGUUUUCGGUUCCAUGCUUAUUGGUGUCUAUGUGACAUUUACUAACAGACACUUUUUUUUACAAAACAUAGAAGCAGAACGCGCUGCGUUAUAUCCGGAUAAUCCCGAAGCGCGAAGGCUUCUAGAUGAAGUCAAAGAAGAAGCCAAGCUAGCAAGAAAUAAAUAAUAAUUAAUAUUAAAGCUUCACUUCAAAUUUAGUAAUUUUUAUCAUCUGUUCAUUUUCGCCUAUAAAUAUGCACUGAAUAAACAAAAUUCUGAUAGCUAUUGGAAGUUUCAAUAGAGUUUUGAAAGACACCAUAUGAAAUACAUUGAAACGAUUAAAAAUAUUUUUGAAACGUAUAAUAAAAUUUCGUUAAUAUCUUCACUAGUAACUACAUACUGAUAUUGAUUAAUCAAAUGUAAACAGUACAUAAGAAAUAUAUUUUUCUCAAUUUAAAGUAAUGGUUAUCUCCAAAAGCAGUACUAUGGGCAAACAAGAAAGUUAACAAGUUUUCAUUUUUUGUACAGCUGCAAAAGAUGGAACUACCAAGCGAAAAUUUCUUAGACAUUUUUAUUAUGAAAAGCUAUAAAAUGAUAAAUGGACAAUAAAAUAACCUUCACGUAACCUACUAUAUUCAAACUGUCUAUACCUUCAACCGAAUAUACUUUGUUGAUCGUGCAUCACGAAUGCUAAUUAUUCGUCCCUGGGCAGAAUUGUCAAGUAAUUGAUAGCGGAAUAAAUUUCUUAUUUCGAGGCUAACCAAUCUAAUGCAUUUGACAUCAUGAAAUUUCCCCAAAACCAUGGAAUUUACAUUGAGCGGAUACAUAACGUAUUACAUCACAAUAAAAUUUGCCUUUCAUACAACAGAAAAUGUAUAAUUCAGCAUUGACCUAAUUGAGCUCUUAUUGACUUCCCAUUUUGCAUUAGAAUUCAGAGCGCAUGUAUCUCAUUCGAAAGACAUUGCGCAAUCAGUCGAAACUUGAAUUCCCGUUCGAUUAAAAUUCCAAAAGAGAUGUGGAAGCAUGCGCUUCCUUUAUACAAGAAGCCGUACAGUAUAUUGUACCGUAUUCUUUAUUUACAAAAAAAUGUGUUGCUAAAAUUGAAUCGAUACAGGAUAGUAAUGAAGCAAUUAAGUGAUUAUAUAACAGAAUUAUUCCCACAAACGAACACAUGGAGUCCAAAAUUAAAAUUGGUGAGAAAGCAUUGCACACUGACUAUGUGAACUUUAUUGGGUUAAUUAAUAAUCGCAAUGCAAUUUUUUUCCAAUGGAACGCUUUCCAAUUCCUUUUUGAGUAUUGACAUGACAAUUGAAAACUUUUGUUUCGCGCAACGCACAACACGUGCUCGCAUUCAUGAAAUGUGCAUGACAUACGGGAAUAUUAAUUCCGUAUCGAUCUUUAUUCGACAAUUUUCAAAUCAUCAUAAACCAAUAACAAUCUACGAGAAGUACGUGAAAUUAUUCUCGAGAACCUGUAUUUUGAUUCUUCUCUUCCUAGAUCCGAGCACGCCCAUGUCUUUAAAAAAAUGCAUCCUAAGACAGGAAGGCAGUAUCAGUUUGUAUAUUUGCAAUCCUCGAGAACUUGCUUCUGCUCCAAUGGAAUCUUGCUGUUAUGAUGCCGAGAUGGAUUAUCACUAUUGCUGUCCAGUCAACGAAUUACGACAUAUGUCCCACACGACUAGAGUCACGGGCAGUAUAACGGCAGCUGUGAUAUUGCUUAUAUGCAUAGCACUAUUUUGCAUAUUCUCUUCGAGAUGUCCCUUGAGAAAAGUGUUUUUGAAUCGACGUUCACGAGGCGCUGGUAAAUUUCUAUAUAUUUUUUUCUUACACGACAAAUUUUACGUACUCCUUGUUUGAUUAUUAAUUUAUUGACUUACUGUCACGUGCACCUUAAAACAAAUAAUUUGUAUUUCUGAUAUUUUUUUUGUAGAUAAUAUCUUCUGCUCAAAUCAUGACUUUUGCUAUUGAUAUAUUAUUAUAAGAACUUGAUAUAUUACUUUCUAUCUUGAAU
Molecule: messenger RNA, 2244 nt
Organism: Cephus cinctus (wheat stem sawfly)
Lineage: Eukaryota; Metazoa; Arthropoda; Insecta; Hymenoptera; Cephidae
Exons: 4
Coding region: 1485-2090 (201 amino acids)
Source: RefSeq, a predicted model, not a curated record